Homarus americanus (American lobster) is the source of this 4505-nucleotide messenger RNA. RefSeq lists its product as uncharacterized. The record is from RefSeq and is a predicted model, not a curated record. The transcript is spliced from 5 exons. Lineage: Eukaryota; Metazoa; Arthropoda; Malacostraca; Decapoda; Nephropidae. Bases 408 to 1478 code for a protein of 356 amino acids.
CACAAUAUUACACACACUUCUGCAGCAAUGACCCCACCUUUGCCCCCAGAAUGGAUUGCAGUAAACAAAGAAUGGCUUAUUCAAAUCAUUCUGAUGGCACAAGACGAGCGAAAGUUCGAUGGCCACGCCUCCUCCUCCUCCUCGUUCCCGACUCCCGCUCCUAUUCCCUGGCUCGCUUUCGUGGACUGAACUUGCUGCCCGUGUCACUCACUAUUCAGCGUCAGUCGAAGCAGUCAGUUGCCCGCUCAUGGUGGUACAGUGAAGGUGUGAUCUUCCUGCUGGGUGACUUGGAGACUUCAGAACAGCUUUCAAGUGCCAUUCUAUCACAAAUAAUCCCCCGUCAUCAUACAAUACUUUAAAGGGAUAUCAUCUGCUCCAGUAAAAUACUUUACUGUUAAAUCACCAAGAUGGCGCUGCUGGUGACAGGUUUGACAGUGAUGAUGAUGAUGGUGGUGUUGAUGGGUGAGGUGGACGCAGCACUAAUGGCCAUGAGAGAAACCCCUCCAACAUCACCUGCCACACACACCCUGACAGUAAUGGACCCACCACACUACAGCCUGUACCAGAGGGUGGAUGUGAUGUCCCUGGACCAAUUGGUUAUGUUUGCAGGCAUGGUGCAGCCUUACUCCUGCUGGUGUGCUAACUCAGACAACUCUUGUCCUGUCCACAUCCCUGCAAUUCCACUGCACAGAGUGCUGAAGGUAACUUGUGGGUACCUGAAUAUCCAUUGCUGUCUGGAGCGAGUGAAGGCCAAGAGUAAGGAAGAUUGGCCCUUCGCUGCUGCUAACAUCACUACUUCACAAGAACUUGAAAUUUUUUUCGAUUCUCUUAUUGACAUCCUCAAGCCUCAGGAAAUAUUGUUGAAUAACACACUUGGAGAUAGUGAAGUGUUAAAUCAGGGAGCCUCCCAUAACCCAAUCUAUCCCAGUUCUCAACAAAUCAAGAACAAUAUCUUCAGUGAGGAAUAUGAUAUUCAGGGGAAGCCAGAUAAUGAUUCUGUCAAGAAGAGGCAAGUAGAUGUCUUUGAAUUAGUUCUACUUCUCACAUUAAAGGGUGUGGCAGAGUACAUGAUGACUCUUACAGCACAGCCACGCAUGAUAACCCCAUCCUUUGGUGACAACAGCCCUCCUUCUUUCCACGACAACGAAGUACAGGUACAGUUAGAUGAAUAUAAUUUUCCAUCGAGUACAACAAAUAAUGUUAUUUCCAGCACUCAAAAAAAUCCGUUGACUAAUACAGAUAUAUACAGUGUGAGUAAUGAUUUAAGUGUAAAGGGUGAUUUUGUUGUGCCCUACAGUAAUUUAGGAUGGUUCUCCAGAGUAGUUGAGGUAGCAAUGGAUGGAUCAGUGUACGUUGGCCUGUUGUUAACUGUAAUGUUUUUUGCUGCAAAAAUUCUCACGGGUGCUUUGUCCAUAUUUGGAGAAACUUGCUUAAUUUGUACCAUCAUUGGUUAUGUUAAUGAGACAGGCAUUUCUUAAAAGUUUCCAAAAUAACUCUUUACUUCAUUAAAUACUUACUACCAUACUAUACAAGCACAAGGAAAUCUUUCCCCCACCUUACUUUCUUGUUUCAGUAAGUCUCGUUAUCUGAACCAGUAGCACUUCCUUCUUGACUAAUUUGACCUUUGAUUGUUUCGUACUAGCAAGUGGAAAAUUCUAAUGUCUUUUUUUUGUUUCGGGCAUUUCCAGAAAAUGUCCUGUUUGUUGUAGCUCAUUUAAUGUUUUGUUCACAGUUGCUUUCACAUAAAAUCUUGGGUCAUGAUGGAUGAUUUUAUUCAGUUCUUCAUUUUUCCUUCAUAUUUUACACAUUUCAUAACAUUUGUAGCUUUUUUCUAAUCUUUUUAAUCUUUCACUAUCCAAUUUCAGCUGGAAAACAAAUCCUGGAAUUUUAAGCCAUUAGAGUUAAUGUUUGAAAGACAUAUAUGAGGAUAUUUUAACCCUAUUGGUUUCUAUAGCUUGUGUUACAUUGGCAAGAAAAGAUGCAGUCACAUCUAACACAGCUGUCACUGAGAAGGCAUCACUAAUCAGUCAAUCAUUGUCAUGGAUUAAUAUGUGACACUAGAAGCCAGCAAGUUUCCUUGCCAGUGAGGUGGAGCUCAUAGAAGUCCUUGUUUGCUUGCUUCCCUCUCAUUCGCACCUCACUUCUUCCCUUGUCUAUUUUUCUCUCCUCCCUGUGUGUGUGGAUCAUACUGCCCUCUCCAUUGCCAAAUCUAGGCUUCAUAUCUACUGUCUUAUGGCGUGAGGAUCUUUGUGUAUUUUAUCUCUGUUGUCUAAGUGCCUUUUUCAGCCUUGUGUGAUAUGUAUGUGCUCAUUAUGUGACUUAUGCACUCUUGCCAGUGGACCUUUAUCAUGAUGAAUUUACUAAGUGACACCAGGCCCAAAAUCUUUACUUUACUUACUUUAGUGAGCACCAUUAUACAGGACCACCAGUGAUCUUAUUCCUGUGUCUAUUUUGUCAUUUAAUACUUUAAAUUCUUGUGAAACUGUUCUUACCUGGUGUAGGAUCGAUAUUUUGUCAUGGCGCAGUCUAUCCAGUUGUUGUAAUUUGUAUGUACGGUUUGUUUAUAUAUUUAGUCUUAAGUAUGAUAUGUCGAGAGUCUGUUAGAUGUGAAAUCCCCAUCGAACAGAUUACACGAAGAGAGAAGUAUAUUAUAUGGAGGUUUCAUAGUAGCUUACAGUUUUGGUCUUUGUUCAUUAUCCCAAGCAAUAUAAUCAGUUGCUACAGGAUCUCUCCUACAAGAGCUCUCCACCGGGGUUGCUGAUAAGCAAAAUGAUAUGUUUUUAAUUACAGUGCAUGAUGUACCUUGAAUUUGUGAUUUGAGACUAAAGGGUCACUGGGGUUAGCAGACCUGUUGGUGAUGACUGAUAAGAAUGUUAAGAUAAUAUGAUGUUUACUAUAAAGCUUUAUUAACCAUUAAUGAUUCAACCACAGAGAAAUUGCACUUUACACAACUCACUUCCUUAAAUAUUAUCAAGUAAUAAUCUAACUAUAGAUAAAAACAAAAUAUACAAUAAUAUACAUAAUUUGCACAUAUUUGUGUGUUGCACUUCAGUUCACUUAUUUACUUUGCAUAAUACAGUAGACUGAAUCUUUUUGACUUUACAAAACCUGUAUGUGUGUUCAUGUUGUAGGCACAUUAGAAAAAGGCAAAAUGACAUCUACGUUGUACAGUACUUACAAAAUUUAACUUUGAAACAUUAAACCUUAGUAAGGGAAAAGCUCAGUAAUGAAAGGUUAGAUUCACCAAUUGUCACCAACAACAUUGCAUUUUUAUUAUAUGGGUACAGUACUUCAUUGAAACUACGACUGACAAACACACAAAGUAAACCUCAUUUAAAAUUUGUAACAUAUUUUACUUAAAAGAAAUAUAUAAUAAAUAUUAUAUUUUUAAUACAGAAAUUCCCCAGAGAACUCCUUAACUAUGGGGACACCACUUUUAAAAUUCUAUGUAGCUAACACCAGACUAUUUUAUUCACCUAAGAGGGGAUGCAAUACACAAAAGGUUAAACUAUUUAAUACUAUGAGUUAUAAUCAAAGUUGAUUCUUGUCCCCAUAUUAACCUUACAUAAUAUUCAAUGUGGUAAGAGAAGACCCUAUGGCAUAUUGCACAUGACAGUUUCAGUGAUUCCUAUACCGGACACUUUUUCUACACCUAUAUGAAUCAAUAUUUCAUCACUUCAAAAUCUGCAAAAUGCUUGUUUUAUAGUGUUUGUAGUGUGACAGGAACUCACAUGUUUAUCUAAUUUCCCAUCAACAUGCAUUAAGGCAUUGAAGACUGCAGCAUAAAUACUGCCUCAACUGUUUUCUAUACAACUGGGGGUACUGUACCUCCCCAACCACAAUUUUAUUUAAAAAAAUACAGAUACACUUCAUACAUUUGUUGAUUAAAUCAGUUAUAAAAGACUUAUUAAUCACAACUUAAUGCUUUACCAUAAUAUCUAUCUUUUGUAAGUUUUUUAUUCAUUUAAUAAUCAGGCUUGAGAAUAGUGUCAGGUGUGGUACGUGUAAACCAGUAUGUACUUCACUAAAGGGGAGUAAUUACUUAUCAUGGUUUCAAAAGUUUUCAUUCUAUCAUAUUGAACUUGGUUUUACAGUAAUUUAUUAGUAGUUAAGAAAGUUAACAACAUCUAAGCCUUUUCUACUGAGUAAGGUCAGCUGUGCACCAUCCCUUCAUGUGUAUACAUCUUAGUACCCAAAUUCUUCACUUAAUCAUUAUUAAUUUUAUUUGAGAUGAAACUUUAUAAUAGAAAUCCUUUAAAAACAAUAAAUUUUGGUCUUCAUGUAAUACAGUACCGUAUAUGUCGGCAUACAAGGCCACGGGGAGUAGAAGACAACCCCCAAAUUUCCAUUUUAAAACAUAGGUUUUGAGCUAUACAGUACUCGCUGUAUAAGACUGCUGCAAAUCUGACACUUACCACUGGGAGCUUACUGCUGCCCCAGUAGUCCUUUACCAACCAUCCCACUGACCAGUGGAGUGAUGCUGUUAAACACACUGCUAAGCAACA